AAAUUUUAUAAUAAAUGUUAGUUUAUCGAGUAAUUUUACACGCGUGCAAGUUUUGUCUAUGUAGAAACAGGAAAGCAAAAUCCCUACAUUGACUCAUUCCUACAUGUCAUUACGACUCGUCUGCUUAGAAUAAGUAGAAACAUCACUAUGCAAUACUGUGUUUCCAAGAUUUGAUUUUAUGCUGCUGUUCUAUUUACAAUUUCGCAAGACUUAGAUGUAAUGGCAAAUCUGACUAAUACAGUUUCGUGCAGUAGUUUUCCUGAAAACACAGAUCGAUGUGAAACGGUGAUCACAAUCCGUAAAGUUGCAGGGGCAUUUUCACUUACAGGAUGUUUAUUUAUGAUAGCUGUCAUCUGGUUGUUCCGGAAGUAUGUUGUGUUUGCUCAGAGGAUGAUUUUAUAUUUAAGUAUUGGAGCCCUUCUUGACAGCAUUGCAUAUCUUAUGAGCAACACUAUUGAAGAUGGACCACUUUGUGACUUCCAAGCUUGGUGGCUCACCUUCUUUGAUUGGACAGUACUUCUGUGGGUAGCAUGUAUCACCUUCAAUCUUUACAUGAAUGUGGUCCGCGCCACUUCUACUGAGCGCUUUGAAGGGGUUUACCAUAUAGUGUGCUGGGGUCUUCCUCUGUGCAUGUCGCUUUUGCCAUUCAUCAAUGAUCACUAUGGACCUGCUGGAGCUUGGUGCUGGAUUGUGGAGGACAUUGCUUGGAGAUUGGGGAUCUGGUAUGCACCAUUAUUUCUUAUCAUCGUCCUGCUCUUUGCUGCUUACAUCUACAUCAUCUUAACUUUGUCCAGAAAGGCUAGCACCUGGGAAGGCACUUAUGACCCAGACACAGAAAGAAAUCAUCAAAUGCUGCGGGAGGAUAUCAAACCUCUGCGUCUCUACCCUUUUGUAUAUCUUAUCGUCUCCAUCUUUCCCCUCAUUAACAGGAUUCAAAAUGCCUUUGCCCCCCACAACCACGUGUUUGCACUCGUGGUGCUAGCUUGCCUGUCAGCGCCUCUUCAUGGUGCAUUGAAUGCCCUGGUGUUUGGAAUGGAUAGGGAGACAUUGAAGAAACUGACACCCAUGCAAAUUAUGACUGCACUUCAAGCUCGUGUCCACCCUCAGGAAGUUCGUGAAUAUCCUCUUGCAGUUGGCCACCUUGAUGACCUUGAAGCCACUCCUGAUAAUUCCAAGUUUAGACAUGUGGCUUACACCCGCUUGCACUGACAGUGAUGUGGUGCGACGGGGAAAACAGGGUCAUCAUUUGAGAAGAAAAUCAUGUAGAUGUCUUCCAACACUUACUUGUUGACUCAUUUUAACAGCAUAUUAUUUUCUACCUAUUCACUACAACAGUAAGUGUCUUGGUCGUGUCAUCCUUUUUUGCAGUGGCAUGCACACGAAUUUCAAGAUAAAAGAUGCUGCUGAUGUUAGGGUUUGUGAACAUACUGUGAGAUGAUGUUGAUUACAACUUUUAGUAAAUGAGACAUUCAAUAAACUUUUAACGAAAAGGAUGCUGGUAUUUCCUAAGAAAGAAUAUUGACAUUAGGCAUUAUUUUGGAUUUCUUAGAAAGGAAAUAGUUCAGUCUGUGCACAAAUAGGCAGUGGCGUAGGAACCAGGGGGGCAGCGGGGGCAGCCGCCCCCCCCAAGGAAAAUACAGGGGGGGCAGGAAUAUCCUUUUGCCCCCCCCAAUAUUUGAGACGUAAUACCUCACAAAGAGCAAAGAA
Messenger RNA from Pomacea canaliculata, 1707 nucleotides. RefSeq names its product cyclic AMP receptor-like protein A. The coding region runs from base 220 to 1209 and encodes 329 amino acids. Gene Ontology annotation, cellular component: plasma membrane. The record is from RefSeq and is a predicted model, not a curated record. Gene Ontology annotation, biological process: cell surface receptor signaling pathway; adenylate cyclase-activating G protein-coupled receptor signaling pathway. Gene Ontology annotation, molecular function: G protein-coupled receptor activity; cAMP binding. The transcript has 13 exons. Lineage: Eukaryota; Metazoa; Mollusca; Gastropoda; Architaenioglossa; Ampullariidae.